This is a messenger RNA of Chelonia mydas (Green sea turtle), 792 nucleotides long. It is a transcript of the gene FSHB, whose product is annotated as follicle stimulating hormone subunit beta. Gene Ontology annotation, cellular component: cytoplasm; extracellular region. Gene Ontology annotation, molecular function: hormone activity. The transcript is spliced from 4 exons. The record is from RefSeq and is a predicted model, not a curated record. NCBI's taxonomy places the organism in Eukaryota, Metazoa, Chordata, Testudines, Cheloniidae. Bases 177 to 632 code for a protein of 151 amino acids. Gene Ontology annotation, biological process: G protein-coupled receptor signaling pathway.
AGGACCAGGUGGUCUAACCAGCUCCAAUUAAGGGAGGUGAAUUGGAGCUGGAGUGACAGAGGGCUGGCUCAGCAGUUCCUGCUCAGUGCCCUGUCACAGCAUGCAAAAGACAGCUGGCGGUGAGCUGGAAGAAGGGCAGAAACAGGUUGUAGGAUAUUCUGCACACUGUGGGCAAAAUGCUCCCUGCCGUUCUACAGCAGAGGGGAUCUCUCAUCUGCCGAUCACAGCAGAAAAGGAUGAAGACAAUUAAUUGUUACUUGCUGUUACUUUGCUGGAAAGCAAUUUGUGGUAAUAUCUGUGAGCUGUCCAAUAUCACCAUAGCAGUGGAGAAGGAGGAGUGCAAGUUCUGCAUUAAUGUGAAUGCCACUUGGUGCUCUGGAUACUGCUUCACAAGGGAUCCAGUGUAUAAGUACCCACCGGCAUCAUCAGUUCAGCAAACCUGUACUUUCAAGGAGCUUGUUUAUGAAACAGUGAAGAUCCCUGGCUGUGCUGACCAUGCUGAAUCGUUUUAUUCAUACCCAGUGGCUACAGAGUGCCAUUGUGAGUCAUGUGAUAUUGACAACACUGACUGCACUGUGAGAGGCUUAGGACCAAGCUACUGCUCCUUCAACCAAAACCAAAGCAAAGAAUAAGGAGAACUGAAGAUGUUAGUCUAGUUUUGGUUUUCUGUUUUAAAUAUGUAAAUGUAUUGUAUUAAAAUGGUACAAAGAGGGAGGGACAGCAAAUGAAGAAAUUUACAUACAGCCAAGUUUAAAACAAUUAGCAAUAUAUAAAAUGGAGAGCUACAUCUUA